Molecule: messenger RNA, 1470 nt
Organism: Scleropages formosus (Asian bonytongue)
Lineage: Eukaryota; Metazoa; Chordata; Actinopteri; Osteoglossiformes; Osteoglossidae
Product: butyrophilin subfamily 1 member A1-like
Exons: 7
Coding region: 1-1470 (489 amino acids)
Biological process (GO): T cell receptor signaling pathway; regulation of cytokine production
Cellular component (GO): external side of plasma membrane
Molecular function (GO): signaling receptor binding
Source: RefSeq, a predicted model, not a curated record
AUGACAGGAUCAGAUAUGAAAACCAAUUGGUCUGAGUGUCUGUACUGGGUUGUCCUGCUUAUCCUCCACACCACUGUCUCCACUCUGGAGAGGUUUGAGGUUCUUGGUCCAGCUCAGCCUGUAGUUGCUGUAGCUGGUGAAGAUGUUGUUCUGCCCUGUUACAUCAAACCCAACAUCAGUGCUGUGGACCUAAGCAUUGAGUGGUUCAGAGUUCAUAGCGAAGACCCACUUGUACAUCUUUACCGGGAUCAUGAGGACAGAAAUGAGAAGCAGAUCCCAUCUUACAGUGAAAGGACAUCACUGUUCCCUGAGGAACUGAGGAACGGAAACACUUCAUUAAAAGUGAAAAAUGUGCGAGGAUCUGACAAUGGACAGUAUAAAUGUUUGGUCCAGUCUGCAGAAUGGUAUGAUGAUUCCUACAUUAAUGUUCAUAUUAAAGCUAUUGGAACCCAACCAAUGAUUUCCAUCGAGGGAUAUAAAGAAGGAGGGAUCAGUCUGGUAUGUGAAUCUAAAGGCUGGUACCCUCAGCCUCAAGUGGUCUGGAUGGACAGUGAAGGACACAAACUCCCUGCUGGACACACAGAGACAUACACGGACAGUAUGGGUCUCUUCAUUGUGAGACGACGUGUUAUUGUACAGGAGACAAAGACCAACAGGUUCACCUGUCGAGUUCUACAGCAGGGGUUCAGUGAAGUGAGAGAAACAGUCACAGACGUCCCUGGUGAGAUAUUCCACCGUGCUCAUCCCUGGAAGGUGGCCUUUGCUGUGUUCUUCUCUCUGGGAGUUCCUGCUAUCAUCAUAUUGGCUGUUUUAAUUCCUCACUAUAUGAAACAGCAAAGAGAAAAAGAACUUCUGAAGGCACAAAGAUACGCAGGUGAGUUUCUUCUGCUUCUUCUCCCCAUUGCAGCUCUUCUCUGUAGGAGACACAAUAAUGACUUUGAUGUGACUCUGGACCCUGAUACAGCACAUCCUGAACUCGUCCUGUCUGAGAACAGGAAACAAGUGAGACAUGAAGACGCAAAGCAGGAUCUUCCUGACAACCCAGAGAGGUUUAAAAACCGGAAAAGUGUCCUGGGAAUAGAAGGGUUUUCUUCAGGGAGACGUUACUGGGAGGUGCAGGUUGGGGACAAAACUGACUGGACUUUAGGAGUGGCCAGAGAGUCCAUCAACAGGAAGGAAUAUUUUGCACUCAAUCCUAAUAAUGGUCUCUGGGCCCUCAGACUGGGGAGUGGGAAGUACGAGGCUCUCACUGACUCCCCCGUGUUGCUCCACCUGAGUGUGAAGCCCCAGAAGGUAGGAGUGUAUGUGGACUAUGAGGAGGGUCAGGUCUCCUUUUACAGUGUGAAGGACAAGUCUCACAUCUACACUUUCACUGGAUAUAAAUUCACUGAGAAGCUCUAUCCAUUCUUCUGGCCAGGCUUCCGGAACUCAGACCCACUGAUCAUAUCUCCUGUGAGUCACACAGACUGA